This is a messenger RNA of Aspergillus brunneoviolaceus CBS 621.78, 1684 nucleotides long. RefSeq lists its product as uncharacterized. The record is from RefSeq and is a predicted model, not a curated record. Gene Ontology annotation, biological process: mitochondrion organization. The coding region runs from base 327 to 1595 and encodes 422 amino acids. The transcript is spliced from 4 exons. NCBI's taxonomy places the organism in Eukaryota, Fungi, Ascomycota, Eurotiomycetes, Eurotiales, Aspergillaceae. Gene Ontology annotation, cellular component: SAM complex.
GGGGCAUUAUGCGAAGAGAGGCCCCGAUAACGCCAUAUUGAAACCGUACUUAAUCUACUUGAGAUGGUAGUCGAGGCUGAUCAUGUACUCAUGCAUCUCCCUCUCUUCUUUACUUGUGACAAUCUUACCUGCGGGGAAUGCCUUGGAUGAUCGAUAAGUUAGUGGUAACGAGUAGAUGAGCACGGCAUGCUGGGGAUCGUGCAGGAUAUGGAAUUCUGCACGUGAUCGGCCGUGAUCAACAAGUCCGAUGCACCUUUGCACCAGCACCACAACAGCUCGUCCGGACGAUCCAUCGGCACACGCGCGUGAAGCCUCCGGAAGAUACGAUGGUGCUAGAACUCCAUGUUUGGGGGCCGGCAUUCUCCCUGCCGUCCAUCGAUGCGCAAUGUCUGGCGACCAUUGCCUAUCUGUCUCUCGCCCUACCCAAGGACGCGUGGGUGCUCGUCGCAAGUAGCGAUCCCUCGGUGUCUCCCACAAAUGAACUCCCUGCCCUCCGAAACGGCAACACCUGGGUCUCCCGCUUCCGCAACAUAGUCGACUAUCUCCGCCAAUACUCCGCGGGCGAUUGGGAUCUGGAUGCCGAAUUGACCGGACUCGAUCGCGCGGACAGUAUCGCAUUCACCUCCUUCCUCGACACGCAAUUCCCCCCUCUCCUCGCCCUCUCCCUCUACGUCACCAGCCAGAACUACUACAACUCCGUCCUCCCCGCCUACUCCUCGCAGAUCCUCACCUGGCCCUCGACCUGGCUCAUCCCCCCGCAGAUCCGCGCCGCCGCCAAGCGCGCCUCUGACCACCUCGGCCUCUCGUCGCUGGACCUGGUCGCCCUGGAGGAGGACCGCAAGCGCGAACACUCGGCCGCCGUCGCCGCGGGGCGCCUCCCGGCCUCCCUCCCGCUCCCCAGAGCCGCCCCCACGAUCACCUCGGGCCUGGCCACGACCCACCGCUUCCGCAUGGAGGCCGUCACAGCGGCGGCCUUCGAGCCCCUCGCGGCGAUGCUGCAGCCGGCCCAGAAGAACUACCUGCUCGGCGGGGACCGCCCCACGAGUGUCGACUGUCUCCUGCUCGGGUACGGGAGCCUCGCGGCGCUGGGGCCGGAGAGUCUGCAGGAUGCGUGGCUUGGGGAGGCGCUGCGGCAGAAGGCGCCGCGGGUGGUGGAGUGGGUGCGGCGCAUGCAGCGCGAGGCCGGGCUGGCCAGCCUACCGUGGCGGAAGCCCGAGCGACCCCGCUGGGUCACGGUGGGCAACACCCUGUGGAACACGGUGGCGGACGCGACGCCCAUCUGGCGGGAUAUCCGCGCCAACACCCGCAUGCGCGAGAUCGCGCACUCCCAGGAGGCGGAUCUGUCCGGGGAGGAGCGCACCGCAUUGGCCGAGUAUGUCACGGGGUAUAAGAAGGAUGUCUGGUUGUCGGUGGCGGUGGUCGUGGGCGGGGUGGCGGCGCUGGUGGGUUAUAUGAUGCAUGUGGGGUUGUUGGGCGGUGGGGAGGGAGGUGAGGAAUUUGAGGAGGAGGACGAAGAGGAGGAGGUGGAGGUGGUGCAGCCUGAGUUGCCGGUGAGUCUGAAUGCGACGGACUUCUUGGGGUCGUUGUCGUUCUAGUUAGGGGUGGGUUGUGCUGUGUACAUGUACGAUAGUUUGGUUGAUCGAUCUAGAAUCGAAUCGAGUCACCGUUCGAGUGGAUGUUUAUG